Staurois parvus is the source of this 403-nucleotide messenger RNA. Lineage: Eukaryota; Metazoa; Chordata; Amphibia; Anura; Ranidae. The record is from the annotation of a GenBank genome assembly.
CUCGGACACAGCGGAUCACAGAUCCACGGAAAGAGCCAAAGAUGUUGGCUCGAUCAUGUGAUCAGCUGUGUCCAAUCACAGCUGAUCGCAUGUAAACAGCAAAAUGCCAUUUCUCUCCUCACGAGCUGUUACGCUGACAGCUCUGUAGCCCCAGCAGUGCCACCUGUCAGUGUCCAUCAGUGCCAGCUCUCAGUGCUCAUCCAUGCCACCUGCCAGUGCCCAUCAGUGCCACAUCAAUGCCACAUAUCAGUGCCUACCAGUGCACAUCAAUGCCACAUAUCAGUGCCCAUCUGAGCUGCCUUUCAGUGUCACCCAUCAGUGCCAGUCAGUGCCACCUAUCAGUGCUGCCUAUCAGUGCCGCCUUUCAGUGCCCAUCAGUGAUGCCUGUCAAUGCCCAUCACUG